Messenger RNA from Carassius auratus (goldfish), 2485 nucleotides. It is a transcript of the gene nkiras1, whose product is annotated as NFKB inhibitor interacting Ras-like 1. Gene Ontology annotation, molecular function: GTPase activating protein binding; GTP binding; GTPase activity. The transcript has 5 exons. Lineage: Eukaryota; Metazoa; Chordata; Actinopteri; Cypriniformes; Cyprinidae. The record is from RefSeq and is a predicted model, not a curated record. Gene Ontology annotation, biological process: Ral protein signal transduction; negative regulation of canonical NF-kappaB signal transduction. The coding region runs from base 264 to 842 and encodes 192 amino acids.
GCUGACGGUACUGCCAGCACCGCACACGCAGCAGGAACCUCAUCACGUCCGACUGCUUCUUCCUCCAUAACUCCUGCAUGUACUUGUACGCUCCCAUGAUGCCUCACCUGCAGCGCCAGAGAAACAGUCAUGCUUCAGGAGAAGAAGCGAGGGGUCAUCUCCCGGAAGUGAAGCACACAGUGAUGACACCGAACGUCUCCCAUUGAUAAUGAUUUCUCAUUGAUCAGAUGUGUAUCGUCUGUCAGAGCGCGUGAGGAGUGAUUAUGGGGAAGGGCUGUAAGGUGGUGGUUUGUGGGAUGGCAUCUGUGGGGAAAACAGCCAUCCUGGAGCAGUUACUGUACGGCUCUCACACUGUAGGGGCAGACACGAGCGACACUCAGGAGGACAUAUACGUGGCAUCUGUGGAGACGGACCGCGGCGUGAGGGAGCAGUUACGCCUCUACGACACAAGAGGGCUGCGAGAGGGGCUGGAGUUACCCAAACACUUCUUCUCAGUGGCGGACGGCUUCGUGCUGGUCUACAGCGUCGACAGCCUGGAGUCCUUCAGAAGAGUCGAGCUCUUGAAGAAGGAGAUCGACAAGUCCAGAGACAAAAAAGAGGUGAUGGUGAUGGUGCUGGGGAAUAAGUGUGACCUGCGCGAGCGGAGGCAGGUGGAUCAGGACGCGGCGCAGCAGUGGGCGCGCGGAGAGAAGCUCAAACUCUGGGAGGUGACGGUCACAGACAGAAGCUCUCUGAUCGAACCCUUCACCAGCCUCACCAGCCGCCUCACUCAGCCCCAGAGCAAGUCUGCCUUCCCUCUGCCCGGCCGCAAGAGCAAGGGCACGCCGUCCAGCGACAUCUGAGCAGCUCACACUACCACACAUCAGCUCUCUACACUUACCUUCUCUCUGUACUUUAGAAGAUUAAGGGCUUCUAGUGAAAGAGGUUAGCUAGGACUAGAUCUGUUCACACUCAGAAAUACAUGCACUUCAUCUAUUGUGUUGUUGUUGUAUUUGUGCGCAAUGAUGGAAAAUAUGAGUGAAAGGAAAAUGACUACAAAACUACAAAUCUUGUGCAAACAUUGUUCGUGCAAACAAAACACCAGAAUUAAUCGGAAGGAUAAGAACUUAUUUUUGGACUGUUAAGAUCUUUUAGACCAUUAAAAACUGUAUUCUGAAACUCUAAAGCUAAGUAUUUCAGUGUCAUUAGCACAGUUAUUCCAGAUUUAACACUGAGUUUAUGUAUUUAUCAUUAUUCUCGUUUAGGGUUCUAUCAAUUCAAUACUGUUUUACACUUUAAAUAUAUUAUAAAAUUAUAUGUGUUUUCUAAAUUAAUGUAAUUUAUUAUGGGAUGGAAAAUGUUAGGGGUGUUAAUCUUCCUUGGCUUCAUGAUUCAGUUAAGAUUAUAAUGUCAACGAUUCAAUUUAAUUCGAUAUCACAAUGCAUCGCACCCUAAAUUUUACAAAUAUUUUUUCAAAUACAUCAAAUGCGCAUUUUUUGUGAAAUUAUAUAAGCUGGGUAUUUUUUAUUUUUUUUGAUAAUAACAAAAUAAUAAAUAAAAAAAAAUAUUUAACCAACAAAAUAUAACUUAAAAACAAUAACAAGUGAUAAACAACAAGUAAUUUCAGUAUCUGAGAGUGCUUUAAGUCACCGAAAGUUUACAGACAAUCAUAGGUAUGGGUUUUUCUUGCUGUUUGAUUAUUACUGAUGAGAUCAGUGGCAGCGUUUAUAGGCUGCAUUCACACUAAUGCACCGAUCUGUAUCCACAUAUCAGAUGUUUUGUCCUGUUCUGAAAAUAUAGCUGCGUUUACAUCAAUUUUGUAUUAUAAAACAUUUGGAGAUGCAAGAUCAUUUAACCACCGCCGCACGCUUCAGGAGAACAAACACAAAGCAAACGCUGAAGUCUGUCAGUGAGUUUAGUGCAUAACGCGUUCCUCACGGCAUUGAUGAAAGCAUAUCUAAAGUAAAACACCGCAAUAACGUGGUGGAUGCACACCCUGUCAGGUGAUGCACACUUGAUUUCCCACAUGGAAACAACAUGCAUUUAACGCAGGAAAGACUCGUAUUUAACAUAUUGUUGACUUGUUAAAAUUCACGUGUUUUUGACCCUUUUGGCCUUCCAUAGAAGUGCUUCAAGAUGUCCGUUCAUGAAAAUGUGGCAACAUUAGGUCAUGUUAAAGUCAUAUAGUGUGUGUGACAAUGUCUUCCAGCAAGUACUUCCAAAACUAACUCGGCUGUUCUUGCAUUUCGUCUCAAAGCUUUAGAAACCCAGAGCUAUAAUCAUGUUCUCCUGAGAUGAAGCCUGUAGCGGUUUGUGUAAACGCGCAGGAAAACUCUUCAAGCACGGUACCUUAGUUGCUGCAGUCAGAGGAAAAUGCAAUGGACAUUUGUGAAAUCCUUGUCCUAGGAACCCGUUCUAAUUUAAUAAAAGCUAGCUCCUUAAAUACAUAUGGUGUCUUAUUCACAAUGUAAUGAGAUGAUUCAACCAAAUAAAUGCUUAUUGACUG